Molecule: messenger RNA, 153 nt
Organism: Meloidogyne enterolobii
Lineage: Eukaryota; Metazoa; Nematoda; Chromadorea; Rhabditida; Meloidogynidae
Source: the annotation of a GenBank genome assembly
AUGUCGUGGACAAAGAUCUGUUCCAAUAAUCCAUUCUUUAGACUUUUAUCUGUUGAAUAUAAAAAGAAUAUUGAAUUAUUAUUUAAAGAAUAUAUAAGAUAUUAUUUGGAUAAAAAUAUUUCAAAAAGAUUUACAAUACGGGAUUGGUGGUAA